AUGGCUCGAAAGAAUCUCCUCUCAUUGGUCUUCUGGCUUGUCCAUGUAAGCUUAACUGUUGUCGUCUCUGCGCAGGAAUGCUUGGACAGUUUAGGAACUUUCAAACCAGGUGGUACUUUUGACAAUAACCGUCAACUUAUCCUCUCAUCUCUUGCAUCUGAAGUCACAGCGAGAGAUGGCUUCUUCAACGCUUCGAUUGGGACAGAUCCUGACCAAGUCUACGCAAUGGGAAUUUGCAUCCCAGGAGCUAAACAAGAGAUUUGUUCGGAUUGUAUCAAGGACGCGUCUGACCAGUUAGUACAAAGUUGUCCCAAUCAGACAGCAGCAUUUUAUUGGUCAGGUGGAGGUGAAACUCAAUGUAUGGCAAGAUAAUCUAACCGGCCCUAUUUUAGAGCGUUGGAUCCACCUUCUGGUGGUUGUACCGCUCGAAAUGUCACUAACUUAACAGCGUUUGAUGGAUUGUUUGAGCGAUUAUCAGUUGGUAUGGUGAAUAAAGCUUCAUCAUCGUCAGGAAAUGAUGUAUCAGUCUCUAACAGUAGAUUCUAUGUAGUUGAUGUAGCAAGAUUGAGUAGUUCUGAAAUGGUAUACGCCUUGGUGCAAUGUACACCAGACGUCUCUUCCUCUAACUGUAAAACCUGUUUACAACAAAGUGUUGAUGACUAUAAAGAUGGCUGCCGUGGGAAGAAAGGCAGCUUUGUGUAUCGCCCUAAUUGCAUUUUCCGGUUGGAUAUGUUCCGCUUCAGCCCGCAUCUGACCGCAUCCGCGCCAGCACCUGAGCCGCAAUCCCCACCUCAACUGACCAACCAAGAUGGGAGAAUGAUUGGUAUAGGAGCUAUCAUAGGAAUUGUCACUGCAACGGUCAUAAUCAUAGCUCUACUUGCUCUCGGAGCAGCUGUUUGCAGGAGUUGAAAAAAAUACCAAGGUUUUGCCUCAAGAACUGCAGAUGAUAUUACAACUGCAGAAUAUCUUCAUAUUGAUAUUAAGGAAAUUGAAGCUGCAAAAAGUAACUUUUUGGCGAGUAACAAGAUCGGUCAAGGGGGAUUCGGAGAAGUUUACAAGGGUACAUUCGCAAAUGGAACUGAAGUUGCAGUCAAGAGGCUAUCAAGAACUUCAGAUCAAGGUGAAGUGGAGUUCGAGAACGAGGUCCUUCUUGUAGCAAAGCUUCAGCAUCGGACUCUCGUUAGGCUUCUCGGGUUUUCUCUGAAAGGAGAAGAAAAUAUACUAGUCUAUGAGUUUGUUCCCAACAAGAGCCUUGAUUAUUUGCUCUUUGACCCAGCAAAGAAGGGUCAGCUAGAUUGGACAAGACGGUACAACAUCAUCGGAGGAAUCACACGAGGGCUCCUCUAUCUUCAUCAAGACUCAAGGCUAACUAUUAUACACCGUGACAUUAAAGCGAGUAACAUUCUAUUAGAUGCCGAUAUGAAUCCCAAAAUAGCGGAUUUUGGAAUGGCUAGAAACUUCAGAGAUCAUCAAACUGAAGCCAAUACAGGGAGAGUAGUUGGAACCUUCGGUUACAUGUCUCCAGAAUAUGUGACGCAUGGCCAAUUCUCUACCAAGUCUGAUGUCUGUAGCUACGGAGUAUUGAUUCUGGAGAUUGUUAUUGGCAAAAGGAAUAGCAGCUUCUAUCAAAGGAAUAGUUCAGUUUGCAACUUGGUCACAUAUGUUUGGAGGCUUUGGAACAAUGAUUCACCCUUAGAAUUUCCCACAAUUGGGGAAAGCUAUGAGAAGGAUGAAGCCAUUAGAUGCGGACUAUUAUGCGUUCAAGAAACUCCCGCAGACCGUCCAGCGAUGUCUACAGUCUUUCAGAUGCUAACCAAUAGCUCUAUUACUCUACCCGUUCCUCGACCACCUUUUUUUUUUUUCAGGAACAGACCGAGUUUAGACCCUUUAAACUAUGGAUCCGAGCCAGGCCAAUCCAGCAGCAACUCUGUUCCUUGUUCUGUGGACAACGCAACGAUCACUAUGGUCACACCUCGUUGA
This is a messenger RNA of Eutrema salsugineum, 1980 nucleotides long. Its product is annotated as putative cysteine-rich receptor-like protein kinase 30. Gene Ontology annotation, biological process: protein phosphorylation. The record is from RefSeq and is a predicted model, not a curated record. Lineage: Eukaryota; Viridiplantae; Streptophyta; Magnoliopsida; Brassicales; Brassicaceae. Gene Ontology annotation, molecular function: protein kinase activity; ATP binding.